Messenger RNA from Dendronephthya gigantea, 3536 nucleotides. RefSeq lists its product as uncharacterized. The coding region runs from base 1217 to 3178 and encodes 653 amino acids. The transcript has 6 exons. NCBI's taxonomy places the organism in Eukaryota, Metazoa, Cnidaria, Anthozoa, Malacalcyonacea, Nephtheidae. The record is from RefSeq and is a predicted model, not a curated record.
UUCCUUUCUGUUUGUAUGUUCUGAUGACCUUUUAUUAGCCUUCACUUGUUUAUUUUGUUUAAGUGUGAAUGAAAAAUGACUGCUCAAAGUUCCCUGAUAUAUUUCGACAGAAACACGUUAUUCUGCAAAAGGCAAAUAGAUAAUUAAGCGAUCUUGAUGCAUAAAUAGAAAGUGUUCAAGUGUAAUGUUUGCAACAUAGACCUCGGGGCUUAAAUAUUUGCCGCGAUCGCCUUAUCCGUGUGUCCGUGGGAAUCUUGAGUCCUUCAAAGCCCAUGUUGGGCCUAGUUUUUGUUUCCUUCGUAAACAGCGCUGUGCUUGAAAUUGCAAAUUAAAAACGUAUAUUUUGGUUUCCCACGUAGAUUCAAACGUUCUGUUUUGUGAAAAAUAUAAACAAAGUUUAACGGGACAAAGGCACAAAGUAUAUACCUUGUGCGAGUCCUGAGGAAACGCUAUCGGAAAAUAUAAUAUUCACCUUGUUUCAUUUUGAACUUUUACUAUAAAAAUCUUCGUCCUUUGCAAUGUAAGUCAUGCAAUUUGUCAGCUAUUGUUUCAACAUAUAAUUUGGAUUGUUUCGUAUUCCCGAUAAGGGAAAGAUUAUGACCAAAAAUCGCGCUGAAAAACAAUAUAUCUUGGCGUAUUAUUGUAAUAUAUCAUCAUUUAACCUUGUGCCAAGUUGGGAUCCUUUUCCAUCGUCGAUUUGAAUUUAUUCAAAAGUUUUGUUUAUUGUGUACUUAAAGUUUCUUCGCUGUCGGCAAACUGAUCUUUUAGACCGCAAAUGUUUAAGAAAUACUAUGAUAGGGCUGGAAAGCUACAACCAGAAUUAGCAGAUGCUUCUUAGUGAAUUCAUAACAGACGUGACUGACAUAUCAUGACAGAUGAUUGUAGAUGUUGUGACUUAAAUUGCAUGUUUUGCAUUCUAAGUAUGGCCAUAUCUGGAAAUUUAAUACAACAAUGUCCUUGACAUGAUUGAAAAUGAUAUCCUGUGUGUAUUAGGUUCGUAGAUGCUGCUGUCAUUUCAACAAAACGGGAAAUGUAAACAUACUUACUCCACAUUGUCGUUCAUAAGAGCAUUAAAUUCACUGUCAAUUGUUCAGCAAACUAUGCUUUGGUAAGGUUUGAAAUUGACACAGUUUGACACUUGUGGCAUUUGUGGUUUGCAUGUCUAACCACACAAGGUCUUUUUGAGAUGAAACUAGGAUGAAGCAUUUCGGAAAUCAUGGAUAUGAAUGGUGCUGGCCAUGAGCAACAUGACGGCCCAAGGGAACUCGAGAUAUUCUCAGAUGAACAAGUGGAAGAAGUCAUGGAAUCGCUGGAGUAUUUCAAGGGUAAAAUUGAGCAACUGCAAACGUACUGCGAGCAGGUGAACCAACGAAAGAUGCAGGUUGACGAAGCAAUGCUUGAACAGAAACGAAAACAUCACGAGGAGUUGGCAAAAUAUCAAAAGGAAAUAAGUCUGUUGAGAAACACUAACAUUCAGCUGAUGGCAAGCAAAGUAGCUUCUCCAGAAAAGAGAGGUAAUUUUUCUGUGUCUGCACUCAGCUGUGCUAUCGAUGCCGAAACAGCAGAGGCAAGAAUUCAGGAUGUCACAUCCAAGUUGCGAAGUGUGGAGCUGAACCUUGCUGAAAGAGACAAGCACAUAUCGGUCAUGGAAUGGCAAAUCAUGGAUCUUGAAGCGACAAUUGCAACAUUGCAGGCAGAGCGAGAUCAAAUGAUCCUGGACAUAGAACUUCGGCACACCCACGAAAACACAAUCACACCUGACCCCAUGGGUGAAGUGAUGGGGGAGGAAAGAGACUUUGGUGAUGAAAAUUCUGCCAACGCUCAUAGGAGGCAAAACCCCAUGGAACCCAUGCAGAACCAUAGAGAUUUAUGGGGAGAUGGUAACGAGAGUCUCUCUCUGAGGCAAAUGAUGAGUCUGUCGGCAGAGUGGACGGCGAAAGACGGCCCGGGGGGGAACAUGAGAAAUCCCCCUCAAAGACACUUCAGCGAUUGUAUGAAGAGGGAGGUCCGGGUUCGGAGUGCCGACCUCUCCCGACCCAACACGACGCACAGUCUGGAGGACUUUGACAAUUUGAGUGAAGUCGACAGCGGCUUAGGCCUGGGUAAGCUGACGCGAACCACGAACUUUUGCGACAUUCUCGAUGCUGACGAGUACAGCAACUUUCAUGUCCCCGACAACAGGCUGAGUUUUAACACGGACUUGAUUUUGGAGGAACGUGGGGAGGAAGGGGGCUCCCCCUUGCAACCGCUGUCCAAGAAAUGGGCCACCUUCGAGAACGGCUUAGGAAACGGGAGCUCGCUUGAGGGGGAGAUUCUAGGAUCUGAGGAAAAAAUGCAGAAUUCUGAGAACUUCGAGAUGCCCGAUAUUGAGGGUGGUUUCCCCCAUCACCCCCCUGGGGAGAAUGGCUCCCUUGGGAGCUCUACCAGCGACUUCAGUUCGGCGUUUCACUCCAGUCAAGAUAUUCUGCACAGUUCAGCGGACGAACCCUGGGUGGCGUCAAGAGAGGUCGUGUCUGAAAGCUCACCACCCACGAAUGGGGAGAAAAAGAAAAUUCUCUCAAGAAAGCAGAUUUCUAAAAGUGAUUCUUGCAUUCUUUCGUCCAGGGCAAAGUCCCCACCUUCUGAUAAAGAGGACAUGUGGAAUUUCACCCCUGACAGCGUUGUUAAUGUCUCUACAGGUGAAAUCUUAAUCCCUUCGUUGGUUGAAACUCCACCAUCGCCCUCUCUUAAAAAAUCACGCUCGUUUACAUCAAGUAUUGAGAUUUUUUUGAAAGGCCAACAGUCACCCGUUCCGUCCCGUCACUCACCGAGUGGGGAGGAUUCGUCAUCGAAGGAUAAUAUUGAACAGAUUGAGGAUAUUGUGGACAAAAGUGAGGAGGGACCCCAAGCGACCCCUGAGGAACCCCACACUUGUGAGAACGUUGUAUUACGUAAUAAGCCCGGGAGGAGAUUGUCCCCCCGGGGAAAAUUUCACGGGAAGUCAAAGUCCGCGUGCGAGGAAUCAACCUCGGGGAAAAACAAGGAGGAUGUUGAUAAUAAACACAAGAAAAGCCUCAGUGAUCCGAUUAAGAAAAGCGACGAAAAACGAGGUCGAAAAAAGUUAAUGGAGUAUCAGAAAUGGCAGAAAUAUGGAAGAAGAGGAAAGCCGCCUGCUGAUCUGAAAAUUUCAGAUUGUUGAAAUUCGGUUUGGUCCUCUUCCGAGGAAAGAUGACUUUCAGAAAGCCUGGGACCUACGUAUCCCGUGAUACUUUCAAUGCAAUUUCAACCGGAAGUUUUGUAAAAUUGCCCGCCAUUGGGUCAUAGUUUUAUGCUAAGUCUAAGUUGUCGUUGGUUGUAGAUAAAUGACAGUUCAAAACUGUUCUAAACUGUAAAAUGUAAUAUAGAUUAAAGCGUUGUAGUUUUAAAAUGUGUUCACGUCAGUCAUACCGUACUAGACUAGUAUUAGUAGUAACAACCAACAGUCAAACUAGCAGUACUGCAAUGAUCAACUGACAUUGAGGAAGGUUGGAAGUGAAACACUGAAUAAAGCAUUGCAA